Penaeus monodon (black tiger shrimp) is the source of this 4103-nucleotide messenger RNA. It is a transcript of the gene Nmdar1, whose product is annotated as glutamate [NMDA] receptor subunit 1-like. Gene Ontology annotation, cellular component: neuron projection; plasma membrane; NMDA selective glutamate receptor complex. NCBI's taxonomy places the organism in Eukaryota, Metazoa, Arthropoda, Malacostraca, Decapoda, Penaeidae. The transcript is spliced from 18 exons. Gene Ontology annotation, molecular function: NMDA glutamate receptor activity. The record is from RefSeq and is a predicted model, not a curated record. Gene Ontology annotation, biological process: ionotropic glutamate receptor signaling pathway; chemical synaptic transmission; regulation of membrane potential. The coding region runs from base 30 to 2999 and encodes 989 amino acids.
UUCCCUCCCCCUGCAGGAGGAAUGAGGUGAUGGGGCGGGCGGUGGGGGCAGCGGUGGCCAUGGCCGCCACGCUGGCCUUUGUUGUCAGCGCCACAGCCCACGACGGCGCAGGACCCACGCACUUCAACAUUGGCGGGAUCCUCUCCAACAAGGAGUCGGACGCGCACUUCAAGAAUACCAUAAUGCAGAUAAACGAAAACAGGACGUACGGAGCCCCCCAAACGCCCGGGUUGAUGCCGGUCUACGCGGUGAUCGGGUGCCCCUUGAGCGGGGACCUCUUCCCCCCGCCCCUCUCCUACACCAGCGGGUUCUACCACAUCCCGGUCAUCGGCAUCUCCUCCAGGGACUCGGCCUUCUCAGAUAAGAAUAUCCACGUCUCGUUCCUGCGGACGGUGCCGCCCUACAGCCACCAGGCCGACGUGUGGGUGGAGCUCCUGAAGACCUUCCAGUACACGCAGGUCGUCUUCGUCCACUCCUCCGAUACGGACGGAAGGGCGCUGCUCACUCGCUUCCAGAAUCAGGCUCAGAGCCACGAGGACGACAAAGACAUCAAGAUGGAAAAUGUGAUCGAGUUCGAGCCCGGCCUCAAUUCCUUCGUGGACAAGCUGAAGGAAAUGCGGGAGGCCUCUGCGAGAGUCUUCCUUCUCUAUGCCAGCAAGGAGGACGCCCGCACGAUCUUCCACGACGCAAGCUACAUGAACAUGACAGGGCGCGGGUACGUGUGGGUGGUGACGGAACAGGCCCUGAGCGCGGAGUACGUUCCGUCGGGCACCAUCGGCCUCAAGCUCGUCAACGCCUCCGAUGAGGACGCCCACAUCACGGACAAUUUAUACGUGCUGGCGAAGGCGCUGAAGAAGCUGCGGGAGGAGGAGAACGCGACGGAGCCUCCGCCGCAGAACUGCGACAACACGGGCGCCUCGUGGGAGACGGGGAAGAAGUUGUUUCAGUACAUCCUGGAGCAGGUGCUGAAGGAGGGGCUGACGGGCAAGGUCGCCUUCGACGAGAACGGCGACCGCAUCAAUGCCGAGUACGACAUCAUCAACAUUCAGGAAUUCAACGAGACGGACGGCCUGAAGAAGGAGCACGUUCCCGUCGGACAAUUCAUAUACAACAAGACGAAGGAGACGAUGAAGCUGCAGAUAGACGAGAGCGCCAUCAUCUGGCCAGGGAACACCACGGUCAAGCCUCAGGGUUACAUGAUCCCCACGCGACUCAAGGUCCUAACCAUCGAGGAGAAGCCCUUCGUCAACAUCCAGAAGAUCGACAGCAAGGCCAAGUGCCUGGGCAUGGGCAAGGUUCUGUGCCCCUGGUACAACGCCACGGCCGAGGGCACCGAUCUCUACUGCUGCACGGGCUACUGCAUCGACCUGCUCAUCACGCUCGCCAACAAGAUCAACUUCACCUUCGAGCUCGCGCUCUCCCCCGACGGAGAGUUCGGCUCACUGCAGAUGAAGGAGUCAGGAAAGAAAGAAUGGUCGGGUCUCAUCGGGCAGCUGGUCAACCAGACUCACGGCGCAGACAUGAUCGUCGCGCCGCUCACCAUCAACCCGGAGCGAGCGCAGGUCAUCGAGUUUUCGAAGCCCUUCAAGUACCAGGGAAUCACCAUUCUAGAGAAGAAGCAACCUCGCUACUCCACGCUAGUCUCCUUCCUUCAGCCUUUCCGAGACACGCUAUGGAUCCUCGUGAUGGUGUCCGUGCAUGUGGUGGCUCUGGUUCUCUACCUUCUAGACAGGUUUAGUCCCUUCGGCAGGUACAAGCUAGCAAACAUGGACGGCACAGAAGAAGAUGCCCUGAAUUUGUCCUCUGCAAUAUGGUUUGCUUGGGGAGUCUUGCUCAACAGUGGCAUUGGCGAAGGAACUCCCCGCAGCUUCAGCGCCCGCGUGCUGGGCAUGGUGUGGGCAGGCUUUGCCAUGAUCAUCGUCGCUUCCUACACUGCCAACCUGGCGGCCUUCCUCGUGCUCGACCGCCCGCAGACCUCCCUCACCGGCAUCAACGACGCUCGGCUGCGGAACCCGAUGGAGAACUUCACGUACGCUACGGUCAAGGGCUCGUCCGUGGACAUGUACUUCCGGCGGCAGGUGGAGCUGAGCAACAUGUACCGCACGAUGGAAGGCAACAAUUACCACACGGCCGAGGAAGCUAUUCAGGCCGUCAAGUCAGGGAAGCUGAAGGCGUUCAUCUGGGACAGCUCCCGACUGGAGUACGAGGCGGCGCAGGACUGCGAGCUGGUGACGGCGGGCGAGCUGUUCGGGCGCUCCGGCUACGGCAUCGGCCUCAAGAAGAACUCGCCGUGGGCGGACCGCGUCACGCUGGCCAUCCUGGAGUUCCACGAGAGCGGCUACAUGGAGGAGCUGGACAACAAGUGGAUCCUGCAGGGCAUGGACGACAAGUGCGACACCGACGACAAGGCGCCGGCCACGCUGGGCCUCAAGAACAUGGCGGGCGUGUUUAUCCUGGUGGCCGCCGGCAUCGUGGGCGGCAUCGGGCUCAUCAUCAUCGAAAUCAUCUACAAGAAGCAUCAAAUCCGGAAACAAAAGCGCCUAGAGAUCGCUCGACACGCCGCCGACAAGUGGAGAGGGGCCGUCGAGAAACGCAAGACGCUGCGAGCCUCCAUGAUGAACCAGAGAAGACUGAAGGCGAACGGCGUGAACGAGCCCUCGGUGAUCUGCGCCAACGUCGAGAGCGGGUCGAGCGCGGGCGCCGUCUCGGCCUCCAGCGGGGGCCCGUCGGCGAGCGCCGUGUCCUCCGACUUACCUCGUGUGAUUCCUCCGCCGCCCAGCGCUCCUCCCUUACCUCCUUCGCCUCCAGAACUGCCCCCAGAUGUGCCUCCCGCACCGCCCGCUCCGCGCUGGGGCAACGACAUCAGGCAACGCCACGUUUCCGCACAGGAUGAGGGGCUGCCCCCUCCCCCUCCCCCUCCUGCCGGCGUGGACACUAUGCGGCUUCAUGCAUCCUACAAGAACCUGUUCGGCCCUGACCCGCCCGACCUGGUGGUGUGAGCGCCUGUUGCGGCCUCUGUAUCAGAGGUGGUCAGGCUCAAAGGGACAAGUGGCCCUGGCGGGGAGGCCCACUGACUCCCCUCUUCAUUACGUCCACUCAGCGGCGCCGCGGGCAAGCCUCCCCGGGCCAAGCCUCCCCAGGCACCCAGCGCUGUCGCCGAAGGGCCUCCAGCCGGGCCGGGGAGGUACUUACUACGCUUCUCACUCGUCAACAACAUUGUAUAAAACCAUGGACCUUUAUAGCAUGUUAACAGUGGGUCACAGAACCUUGACCACAAUAACUUCAAUUAUUUAGUUUGGUAAAACACAUUACAGCAUUUAUGCUUGCUCCUGGUUAGAAAGCAAACUAUAAUUUGAGUCAGGUAAUCCACACAGACUUCCAAUGAUAUAUUAGGGAGAUACUUGUAGUCCAUUAAGGACUGGUAGACGCAUCCUUCAGUCACCUUUAGGGGCCAGAGGACGCGGUUGUUGAUCUGUUGUUGUCCUACAAUCUCCCACACCAACACCAGGAGUGUGCUAACUGUGGAGCGUUAGUGUGGAGCCCCAUCCAGUGUGAGGGAGCGGGGACUGCCCCCCUCAUCGCAAACGUGUGGGGUGGGGUCCUUUGCACCCCGUCAUUCCACUAAUGUGAGGUACGGGGCACUAGGAGUACCCUCAUGCUGCCAGUGUGAGGGGCGAGUGGCAAUGAGUGCCCCCUCAUUCCGCCAGUGUGAGGGGAUGACGUCCAGAAGCGCCCCUCAUGCUCCUCGCGUGGGGGGCCGGCAUGAAGAGGCACCCCCUCAUGCCGCCAGUAUGAGGGAAGGCGCCAAGGAGUCCCCCUCAUGCCGCCAGUAUGAGGAUUGGCGUCAAGGUGUAUCCCCUACUCUCGCGUUAUCCUUCUUUCUGUUAGCCUUGUAAGGUUCUGCUAAAUAUCUGGAAUCUACAUUGUUGAUGAUACGCUUAUUAACGUUGUGUGUUGUGACUCUGGACUGGCAUGGGACGGGACGAAGCAGCUGCCUCCUAUAUCCUAAUGUCCAAAACUCACGGUGUGCUGGUCUGUUCCCAACGUUAUUUGUAUGUACACUUAUUUGUAAUACCAGAGGCUGAGUAUAAUGGUUUUAUUAC